AGCCUUUCAAAUUGUAGUGGCGCUUUAUUUAGAUGGAAUCUAAAGUGGAUGAUCACAGAAUAGACAGCCGCGAAAAGAGUACAAAAAAGAGUACAUGCCAGAGCACCUACACAUACUUUAAAGAAUAUUGUAAUAGUACCAGUAUCCAUGGAUUUAAAUAUCUGGCCGAAGAAAGAUCUUUGGGAGAAAGGUUGUUAUGGAUAUCGCUGAUUACGAUGGCUUUCAUGGGCUGUGGUUAUCUCAUUAGCCAAAUAUAUUCUAAAUACACCGAAAGUCCUGUAAUAGUAUCAUUUGCAACGAAAGAGUCACCAAUCUAUACGAUUCCAUUUCCUGCUGUAACUAUCUGCCCUACGACAAUAGCACGGAAAAGGCUGUUUAAUUUUACUGAUUUUUCAAGAAAGAUGAAGGUCAAAGAGAAGUUGACAAGCACUGAAGAACGGUAUGGUAAGUAUAUAUCAUACGUUUGUGACACUGACUAUGAGUAUUUUCCAAAUGAAACGUAUUUUACUGAAGAUUUCUAUCAAGCUUUAGAUGAGAUAAAAAUACCAGCGGAAGAUUUCAUGGAACAGUGUAAAUUUAUGUCGUUGAAGGUUCCGUGCAAGGAGUGGUUUACUCCAAUAAUAUUGGAUGAUGGUGUCUGUUUUACCUUCAAUAUUCUCGACAAACACGAAAUAUAUGAUCGUUCAGUAGUACAAUUUAAAGAUUACCACGAAGCAAUAAUAUCCGAGUGGAACGUGGAAGACGGGUAUGGAAAAGCGAAAACUGUGAGUAAUUACCCUUAUAGAGCUUUUGUGGCAGGAGCUGAUAAUGCGUUCGAAAUUAUUUUGUACCAGAACGAUACGGAUCUGGACCAUUUGUGCGUAGACGAUUUUCAAGGAUUUAGCGUGAUUCUUCACGCUCCAUAUUCAAUUCCCCAAUUAAAAAGUCAAUACUUUAUGGUUCCAUUUAACAGGGUGGUUAACGCUCUAGUAAUCCCAAAGGUAAUGUCAACUUCCGAUAAAGUCAAAAUGUACAAACCCAGAGCACGAGAAUGUUAUUUUUCAACUGAGAAAAAACUAAAAUAUUUCAAAAUAUACGCACCAAGAAAUUGCAAGUUAGAAUGUCUAACUGACUUCACUUUAAAAAAGUGUGGAUGCGUCAAUUUUCACAUGCCCCGAAAAAACGAUACAGCUAUAUGUGGAAACGCUAAAUUUAAAUGCGUAAAAGACGCUGAACAUUUAUUAAAACUGGAACAAUAUGACAUUCAAAUAGAAGAUGAAAAUAUGGACUUCUUUUGUGAUUGUAAACCAUUAUGUACGGAUGUCACCUAUGACGUUGAACAAUCGCAAGCACCUUGGGAUAAAAAAGAACAAUAUAUAGCAGCUGGAGUAGAGAAAGCUUUUGAUGCGAGUAUACGUUACUCCAAGCUUUCUGUAUUUUUCAAGCAAGAUUCUUUCCUAACCUCACAAAGAAACGAGCUUUAUGGUCCAACAGAUUUCUUGGCUAAUUUUGGUGGCCUGAUGGGAUUAUUUACUGGAUUCUCUCUGUUAUCAGCUGCAGAAAUUUUGUACUUUUUGUCAGUUAGAUUAUGCUGUAAUUUUAGAUUAUAUAGAAGCGCAACAGGGAUCGGUGUAUAAUAGAUUGUACUUGAGAAAGUUGUACGUGUCACUUUAAAAAUUAAAAAGUUUAUCA
Messenger RNA from Diabrotica balteata, 1671 nucleotides. NCBI's taxonomy places the organism in Eukaryota, Metazoa, Arthropoda, Insecta, Coleoptera, Chrysomelidae. The record is from the annotation of a GenBank genome assembly.